AGUCUACUGCUUUGUUCAUCUGAGCAUUCAGGAGUUUCUGGCUGCAGUCUACAUGUUGCACUGUUACACCAACAGAGACACAGCGGUACUGAAGGACUUCCUGAAGAAAGACUGGCCCUAUAAGAACAGUAAAAACAGUGAUCAGGAGUACCCAUCCCUGGAUGUCUUUCUAAAAGGAGUCAUGGCCAAAUCCCUCAGAAGCAGAAAUGGCCACCUGGACCUGUUUGUCCGCUUUCUCCACGGCCUCUCUCUGGAGUCCAACCAGUUAGGAGGCCUGCUGGGUCGCACAGACAACCGUCCAGAAAUCAUCCAGAGAGCCAUCAGCAACCUGAAGAAGAUGAGAAGUGAUAACAUCUCUCCUGACAGGAGCAUCAACAUCUUCCACUGUCUGACAGAGAUGAAGGACCACUCAGUACAUCAGGAGAUCACAGAGUUCCUGAAGUCAGAGAACAGAUCAAAGGAGAGACUCUCUGAGAUCCACUGCUCUGCUCUCGCCGACAUGCUGCAGAUGUCAGAGGAGGUUCUGGAUGAGUUUGACCUGAAGAAGUACAAAACAUCACAGGAGGGGAAACGGAGACUGAUUCCAGCUGUGAGGAACUGCAGGAAGGCCAAACUUACUGACUGUAAACUCUCAGAGGCUGACUGUGAAGUCGUGGCCUCAGCUCUGAAGUCUGACCCCUCCCAUCUGAGAGAUCUGGACCUGAGUGAGAACCGAGAGAUGAAGGAUUCAGGAGUGGAGCUAGAUCUGGACCUGAGUCUCAACCACAAUCUGAAGGAUUCAGGAGUGAAGCUGCUGAGAGAUCUUCUGGAGAGUCCAGACUGCAGACUGGAGACUCUCAGACUGGAGAGCUCCAGUUUGUCAGAGGUCAGCUCUGCUCUGGCCUCAGCUCUGAAGUCUGAACCCUCCAGUCUGAGAGAUCUGGACCUGAGUCAGAACAAGCUGAAGGAUUCAGAAGUGAAGCUGCUGAGAGAUCUUCUGGAGAGUCCAGACUGCAGACUGGAGACCCUCAGGAUCGAUGGAGAGACGAUCAGAUCCACGAUCCAGAAGACCUGUCCGGGGGGGUUACCUGCUGACCCGUGUCCGUCUCCACAAGUGUCCGCAGGCAUCCCAUAAUACUGCGUUUGGGGGGAAGACGUUCUGUAAUCAAAGCUGUCUCUGAAGCGCUCUCAAAGUCUUUGAGGACAAAGUCAGAAAAAGGACAAGAAGAAGAGAUAUUUUGAAUCUCUUGGACUUCUUUGUGUUUAUCACCCCGGGUUAAUUAAUGUCCGAUCAAAUGUUCCCAUUGGUUUCUAAAAGGAGCUCUGCCUGGGUUGAAAUGGUGGUGUUUAGGUUGAUGUGCAUGUAGUCUGUAUGAAGUGUAAUCAGAUAUAACCUUUCAGAUGUGAUAUCUCUCAAAGGAAGUAUAGCUGUGCAGAGAGUGGAUUCAGAUCCUGUCUGUUGACAGAUAUAAAUGAUAUCUUCUGGAAAUAUCCAGCAGCUCCACAGCGAGAGAAGACAGAUCAAACUCAACAUCACUCAUCGGGCAUCAGAGACCUCAAAGGGGUCGAGCGCCUGCCCUUUUGCCUCCUGUUAGAGAAGAGCCCUUUUCCAAUGCUUUUUUACAUUACCCUUCAUGAAACUAAAGAAUAAACCUGUGUCUCAAACUCCUUAUCUAAAGCUCAUGUUGCUUUGUAUGAUUGUGUGGCUUGGUAUGAUAUGAGAUGUGAAUUAAA
Trematomus bernacchii (emerald rockcod) is the source of this 1713-nucleotide messenger RNA. RefSeq names its product NLR family CARD domain-containing protein 3-like. NCBI's taxonomy places the organism in Eukaryota, Metazoa, Chordata, Actinopteri, Perciformes, Nototheniidae. The record is from RefSeq and is a predicted model, not a curated record. Bases 53 to 1114 code for a protein of 353 amino acids. The transcript has 6 exons. Gene Ontology annotation, molecular function: protein binding.